AUGAAAGACCGUCAUCACAGAAGAAGAUCAAGAUCCCGAUCUCGAUCGCGGUCAGUAACGCCAGAAAAAAAACGUCGGCGUUCCCGAAGCCGAGAGCGAGAUCGUGACCGCGAUCGCGAGCGUGACAAGGAAAAAAGGUACCGGGACCGACGGAGCCGUUCUCGAGACCGGGACCGAGAUCGCCGCGAUCGAGAUCGGGACCGAAAGCGCGGAGACAGCAAGGAAAAGCGUACCGAUUCAUCAAAGUCGCGUUCGACGAAAGACCGCAAGCGCUCGCGGUCCAAAGAAAAGAAGGACAAGGAGAAAAAUGAGGAAGAUCUUCCAUUCGACCACACGAGACUGGACAAAGAGGAGGAACAGAAGCGCCUGGAACUUGAAAUGCAAAAGCGCCGUGAGCGAAUCGAGCGCUGGCGAGCCGAGCGGAAGAAAAACGAAUUAGAAGCUACCAAAAAAGACGGAAAGCCAAUUCUUGCGAAUCUCCAGUUGCCGAUGAAGAAGUGGUCUUUAGAGGAUGACAGUGACGAAGAAACUGUCCCCGUGUCGACGACUGGUGCCAAGGAGGGCGAGGAGGAUGACGUUAAAGAAGAAGCCGUCGAGUUAAAUCCAGUAGUUUCUUUAGACGAAGAAGAAAUCGACCCCCUUGAUGCGUACAUGGCUGGAGUCCAGGAAGAAGUUAGGAAGGUCAACAAAGUCGAUCCCAAAGCCAAGUCUGCCACCAAUGGAAACUCAACCUCUAAUUCUAGCAGUGGAGUCGUUAUCGUCACCGGAGUCGCCAAAAAGAAGGUUCAAAAACAGAAGGGAGAGCUGAUAGAACAGAAUCAGGACGGGCUUGAAUAUUCCAGCGAAGAAGAGAGCGAAAAUUUGCAUGAAACUGCAGCAGGAAUCGCUAACAAACAGAAGCGCGAAUUAGCAAAAGUUGAUCACGCAAACACCGAAUAUUUGCCGUUCCGUAAAUCUUUUUAUGUUGAAGUUCCGGAGAUAGCGAGGAUGACCAACGAGGAAGUUGAGCUGUACAAAGAAGAGCUGGAGGGAAUUAGAGUAAAGGGCAAAGGAAGUCCCAAGCCGAUUAAAUCUUGGGCCCAGUGUGGAGUCACUAAGAAAGAGCUUGAGGUGCUGAAAAGGCUCGGCUAUGAAAAACCUACUCCUAUUCAGUGCCAAGCUAUUCCCACGAUAAUGUCCGGUCGUGAUUUGAUAGGAAUCGCCAAGACGGGAAGUGGAAAAACUCUCGCCUUUUUGCUGCCCAUGUUCCGGCAUAUUCUCGACCAACCUCCUCUAGCCGACGGUGAUGGACCCAUUGCACUGAUUAUGACACCGACUCGCGAGCUGUGCAUGCAAAUUGGCCGCGACUCGAAGAAAUUCACCAAGUCUCUGGGUCUUAGUCAUGUCUGUGUUUAUGGAGGCACGGGAAUUUCAGAGCAGAUUGCGGAGCUGAAACGCGGAGCUGAAAUAAUCGUUUGCACUCCAGGAAGGAUGAUUGAUAUGCUGGCGGCAAACAGCGGCAGGGUCACCAAUUUAAAGAGAGUUACCUAUGUGGUGCUUGAUGAGGCUGACCGGAUGUUUGACAUGGGAUUCGAGCCUCAGGUGAUGCGGAUUAUGGAAAAUGUCCAGCCUGGAAGGCAGACGGUCCUUUUCAGUGCUACCUUUCCGAGACAAAUGGAAGCUCUGGCCAGGCGGAUCCUUUCCAAGCCGGUGGAAGUCCAGGUAGGAGGUAGGUCUGUUGUUUGCAAGGACGUCGAGCAGCAUGUCGUUGUCCUGGAAGAGGACCAGAAGUUUUAUAAACUCUUGGAGAUUUUGGGACAUUACCAGGACAAGGGCUCGAUAAUUGUUUUUGUAGACAAGCAGGAGAACGCUGACACGCUGCUGAAGGACUUGAUGAAGGCUUCGUAUUCUUGCAUGUCUUUGCACGGAGGAAUAGAUCAGUGUGACCGUGACUCGACGAUCCUGGACUUCAAGGCUGGGAGGACGAAGCUCCUGAUUGCGACUUCUGUUGCGGCAAGAGGGCUCGAUGUCAAGCAGUUGGUUCUGGUGAUCAACUACGACUGUCCUAAUCACUAUGAAGACUACGUUCAUCGGUGUGGUCGCACUGGUCGAGCUGGUAACAAAGGGUACGCGUAUACCUUCAUUACUCCAGAGCAGGAGAAGUAUUCCGGGGACAUAAUUCGCGCGUAUGAAUUGGCUGGUGUUCCGAUUCCUGAGAAAUUGAAGGUCUUGUGGGACCGGUACCGGGCGCGUUUGGCUGCUGAUGGUAAGAAAGUUCACACUGGAGGUGGAUUCAGUGGCAAGGGCUUCAAGUUUGAUGAGUCAGAAGCCGCGCUGGCUAAUGAGAAAAAGAAGUUCCAAAAAGCUGCGCUAGGGUUGCAGGAUUCUGAUGAUGAGGAUAUUGAGAAUGACAUUGAUCAGCAGAUUGAAAUCAUGCUUGCGCCCAAGAGGAGUAUCAAGGAAAUAACCCGGCCCGCGGCUGCUAGCCUCGGUCUGACUGGUCAACCCCAGCCUAGUGCUACUGACAAGUUGGAAUUGGCUAGGAAGUUGGCGUCGAAAAUUAAUAUUGCUAAGAAUUUGGGCGCUGAAGCUAAAGGAGCCACUCAACAAGCUGCUGAAGCUAUCCUCAAAGGCGCCGGACCUACUAAUCUUAUCACUGCUAAGACUGUUGCUGAGCAACUGGCAGCCAAGCUCAAUACCAAACUAAACUACCAACCGCGCGAAGAAGAUCUUUUAGAAGGUGAUGGUGAGAUCGGCGAACAGACUUUCAAAAAAUACGAGGAAGAAUUGGAAAUAAAUGACUUCCCACAGCAAGCACGUUGGCGAGUUACUAGCAAGGAAGCGCUUGCACAAAUAUCAGAGUACUCCGAGGCUGGGUUAACUGUACGAGGUACUUACAUUGUGCCUGGAAAAAGUCCACCGGAGGGUGAACGGAAGUUGUACUUGGCCAUCGAGUCCACCAGUGAAUUGGCCGUCAGCAAAGCUAAAGCUGAAGUAUCUCGGCUAAUCAAGGAAGAAUUGAUAAAACUGCAAUCCUCUGGCGCUCAUACUGCGUCCCGCGGUCGUUAUAAAGUUUUGUAA
Molecule: messenger RNA, 3060 nt
Organism: Cotesia congregata
Lineage: Eukaryota; Metazoa; Arthropoda; Insecta; Hymenoptera; Braconidae
Source: the annotation of a GenBank genome assembly